This is a messenger RNA of Sphenostylis stenocarpa, 915 nucleotides long. The record is from the annotation of a GenBank genome assembly. NCBI's taxonomy places the organism in Eukaryota, Viridiplantae, Streptophyta, Magnoliopsida, Fabales, Fabaceae.
AUGGAUCAUCGCAAGAGGGGGAGGUCUGAAGCUGCCUUCAAUGUCAAUGGCGCCGCCAAGAAAUUCAGGCCAGAAACGGACUCCGUUCCAACUGGUUUAGGAAGCAAAUCGAAGCCAUGCACAAAGUUUUUCAGAUGUGCAAUUAUUCAGACUAGUCUUCCAAAGGUCACCUCUGGUUGUCCAUUUGGUGAAGGAUGUCAUUUCCUGCAUUAUGUUCCUGGUGGCUUCAAAGCAGUCUCUCAGCUGAUCAAUGUUGGUAGCAAUCCCGCCAUUCCCCAUGUUGGAAGAAAUUCAGUUCCACCAUCCUUCCCAGAUGGGUCUUCUCCCCCAGUUGUUAAAACCCGAUUAUGCAACAAGUUUAAUACGGCUGAGGGUUGCAAAUUUGGUGACAAAUGUCACUUUGCCCAUGGCGAGUGGGAGCUUGGCAGGCCCACUGCUCCAUCAUAUGAAGAUCCCCGUGUUAUGGGACAAAUGCCAAGCAGCAGGAUAGGUGGACGUAGCGAGCCGCCACUUGCUGCCAGCUUUGGAGCUUCAGCCACUGCAAAAAUUAGUAUCAAUGCUUCACUAGCUGGAGCAGUCAUUGGAAAAAGUGGUGCUAAUUCAAAGCAAAUUUGUCGUGUAACAGGAGCUAAACUUGCCAUAAGGGAUCAUGACACGGAUUCUAACCUUAGAAACAUCGAGCUUGAAGGCAGUCUUGAUCAGAUCAAACAAGCAAGUGCCAUGGUACACGAACUUAUUUUAAAUCUUAGUUCUGCAUCUGGGCCUCCAAUGAAAGGCUUUACUACACAGACUUCUGCUCCGUCAGGCAACUUCAAGACCAAGCUCUGCGAAAACUUUGCUAAGGGUUCCUGCACUUUUGGGGACAGGUGUCACUUCGCACAUGGAACUGAUGAUUUGCGCAAGACUGGAAUCUGA